This is a messenger RNA of Numida meleagris (helmeted guineafowl), 6622 nucleotides long. RefSeq names its product kelch like family member 42 (gene KLHL42). The transcript is spliced from 3 exons. The record is from RefSeq and is a predicted model, not a curated record. Lineage: Eukaryota; Metazoa; Chordata; Aves; Galliformes; Numididae. Gene Ontology annotation, molecular function: protein binding. Bases 81 to 1607 code for a protein of 508 amino acids.
UCCUACCCGGCAGCGAUUCCCGGGGCAGAGGCGGAGCCCGCUGGGGCUAGCAGUGGUCGGGCUGGGUUGCAGGGGUUGUGAUGUCCCUUGCGGAGCGACAGCGGAUGGCGGAAGAGGAGGGGGAAGGGUCCGGGGCCGGCGGUGGGGAAGAAGUGGUUCAGAUCCGGCUGGGGGACAAGUGCUACCCGGUGUGCAAGAGGAAGCUGAUCGAGCAGAGUGACUAUUUCCGAGCCCUGUACCGUUCGGGUAUGCAGGAGGCAGGGCAGGGCCAGGAAGAGCAGCUUUUGCGUGGAGGGCUGAGUGCGCUAGGACUAGAGCUGGUGCUGGACUUCAUCAACACCUCCUGUUUGGCCCGGCUGGAGCAGGAGGGUGAGGAGGAACCCCCGCUGCUGGAGGAGCUGGUGGAGGCUGCCUCCUACCUGCAGGUCACUCCCCUGCUACGCCUGCUGCUCUCCCAUGUGCGACUGGGCAACUGCCUUGAGCUACACCACUUGGCCCAGGUCUACGGCCUGCAGGACCUGCAUGAUGCCUGUUUGGACUUCAUGGCCUCCCAUUACCACCAGGUGCUGCACAGGCCCGAUACUCGGCUGCACCUCCACCUGCCCCAUGCUCUCCAGCAGCACCUAAAGGAGAGGCGGAUGAGAGGCACUGCCACUCUAGUGGCCAUUGGGGAUUUCAUGGGCACCUCAUCCCUGGGCCUGUCCCCAGGCUGUCAUCUGCAGGCAGAGGCCCCGUGGUCCAUGCUGAGGUACAACGAUGAAGCGGAGCAGUGGCUACCCCUGGCCAACAACUUACCUCCGGAUCUGGUGAAUGUGCGAGGCUAUGGGUCGGCCAUGCUGGACAACUACCUCUUUAUCAUUGGGGGGUACCGGAUCACCACCAGUCAGGAGAUCGCAGUUGCCCAUUGUUACAACCCUUGCCUAAAUGAGUGGAGUCAGCUGGCUUCAAUGAACCAGAAGAGGUCAAAUUUUAAGCUGUUGGCUGUAAAUGGAAAGCUGUAUGCCAUUGGUGGUCAAUCCCUUUCCAGUGUGGAGUGUUAUAACCCAGAAAAUGACUGGUGGAAUUUUGUAGCAUCCAUGCCAAAUCCUCUUGCAGAAUUCUCAGCUUGCGAGUGCAAGGGCAAGAUCUACGUUAUUGGAGGAUACACUACACGAGACAGGAAUAUGAACAUCUUGCAGUACUGUCCUACUUCUGAUUCUUGGACCAACUUUGAACUCUGUGAUGUCCAUGUUCGUAAACAACAGAUGGUCUCUGUUGAAGAAACAAUCUAUCUAGUAGGAGGUUGUAUUCAUGAACUUGGACCAAACCAAAAAUCCAGCCAAAGUGAGGAUGUGUUAACUGUACAGUCUUACAACGUUGCUACCAAAGAAUGGCUCUACCUCAAAGAGAACACAUCAAAGUCGGGUCUUAACUUGACUUGCACUCUACACAAUGAUGGAGUUUAUAUAUUGAGUAGGGAUAUUACUUUAUCUACAAGCUUGGAGCACCGUGUUUUUCUGAAGUAUAACAUAUUUACAGACAGUUGGGAGUCACUAAGACGCUUUCCAGCCUUUGGACAAAACAUGCUUAUCUGUUCUAUGUAUUUGCCUGAUGUGCAAGAUGUGUAAUGGCAUCAGGUUUUUCUUUGCAGCUCAUUAAUCAUUGUUGGAAGAAAUAUUACUCCAAGUAAUUCCAGUUUCGGAAUGCAAUGUAGUUACAUAACAUAGGAAUAAAAUGCUGAUUCUUUUCUUAAAAAAAAAAAAGUUUCAGAAUCCAAUAUUAAGAUAAAUGGUUCUAGAAACAGUUCUAAUAUUUCAGUUUUAUUUUAUUUUAUAUUCAAAUUUCACCAAAUAUUGUUUAUAGCUUAAAUUUUUAUGUUGGUAACUAGUGAAGGAUAGAGUUCCAAAGGCAGAACUGAUUAUUCUCAUUUUCUCCAUUAUUACAGACAACGUAGAAGAGAAAGAGUAUACAUGGUGAAAGUGAAUAUAAUUAAAUAAAAUAAAUACUACAUCUAAGAGGAAUCACAAAAGGAAUGAUUUUUUUUUUAAAUGUAAUUUUUACACAACCUGUUUUCUGGCAAAUGCAUAAUGUUUAAAAUUGCUUACACUGUCAUGUUAUUCUCUUCUACAGUCACGAGUGAGAGUUUCAAGGGUGCCAGCAAUUAGGUAUUGCCAAGAAACAUGUAUUCCCCUGAAUUAUUUGUCAUAAAAUGCUUUGCAAGGGUCUGGGAAGAAUUACCUGGAGGCUGAAAGUUUCUGGAUAUUAGGUGCUGUUGUAAUGGUAGUUAGCAGCAUUUAUGGUUGCCAUUAUGACAGAGGUAAAAAGACUGCAAAUUCAGAUGGAGAAGUUUGCUUAUCUUCCAGAACGUUUUCAGUUUUAGUUAUCCUGUUGUUUUCUGCAAUACUGAAUAUUAAAAAUCAAAUUAUAGAAACAAAGAACCAGAUGUUAGCAGCAAGCUGCACUGUAGGAAGAUAUAUAUGAGUACACGCUAUGGUGAUUCUGCACCAGGCACUUGCUGCUUGAUAACAGUCAUCUAGGGCAAAGAGGAGACUGAAUCGCUUGAUGUGGCAGGGCUUAUUUGUGUGAACAACUCCCUUACAACACCAGCUCUAACAGGUGUAUGUGGAUGUUGACUCUUUCUUGUGUUGCAAGGAGCCUGGUAGAUAUAACCAGUUUGCUACCUAAAGUUGUUAGUUUCUCCGAAGAACACAACGGGAUAGUCACCACAGAUACUCAUUUGUGUUCCCUAGUUUCUGCAUGUUGCCUGAGACCCUUUCCUUUUUGUAGCUGACAGGUUCACUGGAGUCUUGUGAAGGCCUUGGUCAUCAUGGGAACAUUUCACAACUGCUGCAUUUGGGAAAUCAUAGGCAUACCUUGAACAGAUUGCACAGAUGUUGAUUUUGCACUGGCCUUUUCUCGAAAUGAUGAGGUUUAAUUUACUUGAAUGGGUUCCUAGCAUGGGGAGAUUUUUUUUUUUCCUUCUGUUUUGAAAUUCAGGAAUCUGAAUUGACUUUUGAAAAUAGAUGCCUGUUGUACAGAGAAGGAAAAGACAGCAAUGGUUCCCUCAGGUCUCUUUUAACUCCCAUCUUUUCUGUGGUCUUGAAUUAACUUGAUUCUAAAAAAAAGCUAUCAGAUGAUUCUCUCUCACACAUUCAGUGCUUAGGUGCACAAUCUUGAUGCUUCUGAUCAUGCAUAGCAACCCAAAUAGAAAAUUCCGGGAAACAUUAUGUACUAUGUAUUCAAGGUACUUUGAAUAUCCAGAAUUAACCUUCUGGGUGGAAUUUUUGUUGUCUCACAGAGUAUGGUAUGCUUAGGCCCCAAGUAGUGUCUACCAUUCAUCUGUAUGCAUGAAUUUCACAAGUUUAGCCUUUGUGUGUUAGUUUCCAUUCCUUCGAAAACCUCAUGAACUGAGCAGCUGCUGUGUUAUGACAGUUACAUCAGACCAAACAGUGGCUUUUCUACGAUGAAGAAAUAAGGUGACUUUCCUAAGAUUCUUAAGUGAUUUGUUUUUAGUUUUUAAUCUAUAAGUUUUAGAAUAAAUAUAGACACUAUUCCAUUGUCUGGUUACAAAUUAUUUCAGCCACAUUAUUUUACUUCCUUCCUUUUCACUUUCACAUAUACUACCCUACUAUAAUCCAUUAGAUAACUCACAGUAGUACUGCUAGAGGAAAUCAUAUUUGAGUUGUGGCAUUCUCUCACCUGGCAAAUUAACUGUGAAGAACUCACAUUUCCAGAUUUUCAAUUUAGUAUAUCUAAUCCUUUCAAACACAUCCAUUGUGUAGAGCACGCAUCAUUACAAAAGAUGUGAUACAGUGCUUUUAGUGUGAUCUUUUUCAUGAGAGGCCCUCCUAAAUUGGAAUUAUGUAUGUGUUGGUUUCAGCUUCUGGUAGUCAGGUGAUCAUGUAGAAAUGUGGAGAACCUGCUCAAAUGUAGAAGAGAAAAAAGCUCAGAUUGUGAAUGCCAACAGACUCUUCUAUCAAUAUGUGGAGCAAAUUUAUCAAUAAUGAUAAUUAACAGUGCUACAGUUGCAAAUCAAAACUGGUGUUGAAUUUAGUAGUAUGAAGCUAAUUAAGUUAAGUGGACUGUAUAGCUACAGGCUGAAAUAAAUAUAGCUUUUUAAGCAAAAUUAAUUACAGAAAAGUAUGCAAUGGAUAUUCCUCACAAAUCAGGAAAAACAUCCUACAACCUGUAAUGACUGUCCUUUGCCCUUCUUAUUUUCUUUCCAGAAUUUUAAUAUUCCACGUAAGGUGCUGCUGAGCAGUUUCUGGCCUUCUGGGCAGGGAAAACUGGUUGAGAGUCCCUAACAGUGAGUAAUUUAAAAGCUGCUUUUUAGCCAGUGGAAAUGUUGUUCAGUGAUUCAGUGUGCUGUGUUUGCUUUUUUGGUGGGAAAAAAUGUCCUAUCUUAUAGACAGAAAAGCUUCUUUUGAACAACAGUUGAAGUGUAGAGCAAUGGUCCUUAUGAUCUUACCAGCUACAAAAUUCCUCAGUGUUAUCCUGAUAUCCAUAUUCUGACUUACGUGGCUUUGGAGAGAUCACUCUACCUGCUUGUGUCUUCGUUCCCCAAGACAACACGAGUAGGAAUGCUGAUCAUGCUGGGACACAAAUGGUUUGUCUGGUGUUGCAAUGUUUGUGAGAUCUCUUGAAUGUGUGAAGAACAAAUAUUCUGCUUAUUGUAACCAUCUUCUUAGGUAUUAAAAUUGCUUGAUGGAAACUGGCAAGAUAGAAGACAACUAGUAAUCUCAUUUUGGUCUCUGCUAAUUAUCUUCAUUUUGAACUGAUGGCUACUUCCUAUCUUUCUUUUGUUUCUGUUGCCUACUAGCUUACAGUUUGCCGAAGUUUCUUAGUGUUGGUGUUCUCAAGUCUGUAUGCAAAUUUAGAACUGCUGCUUUCCUGCCUUGUCUUGGUUAUCCAAUGCUUGCAUAUUCACUUUUCAUCUUAAUUGACUGAAUCUGUUUGAUACUAGCCAGUAAAAGCUGACUGUAGAAGAGGAUGAUCCCAAGUUGAAAGAAAGAACAACAGGAAGAACAACUGACUCUAAAGUCCUGAGGGAGAAGUAAAUGGAAAACUCUGGGAACUUUAGUCCCUUCCCAUAAAACAGAGAAGUGUUAGAAAGGUUGCUCACAUCAAGCCUAAGAGAGAGCAUAAUAGUUUCUUCCUUUCCAGGAAUGGUUUGUGGUUUUCAAUGUGAAAUAAGAGUUAUGUGGAGCUUAAGUUUAAUCUCCCUGGCCAAUUUCCAUAGAUUUCUUUUUCUGCCCUGUCAGCUGAACUUCCUUUGCCUGAAUAUUUUUUCCAUUCUUUGAGAGUUUUGUCCUACAUCAGUGUCCAGACUGUUUGGAUGAAAUCAUAUGAUAAUACUUUGUUGACCUUUUCUUUUUGUUAGUCUCCUUUUCACUGGUCUGUGUCUAUCAGUCACAGAUGAAAAAGUAAUUUGUAAUUCAGGUAUUUUUUCAUUUAUUCAAUUAUUGGCUUUUGAAAGUUAAGUCUACCAUGCUACAAAUGGUUUUUUUUGUUUGUUUGUUUGUUUUUUUUUUUUCAUUUAAUCCUCAUUUUAGUGAGAAAUGAUGCUACAGAUUCAGAGUUUGUGGAAAUUGACCUGUAUCAGUCAUGUGAGAGAGCGGAAGGCACAGAGUAUGGUAAUGACGCUUAACAUACAACAUGCUCAAAGACCUGCAAGAGCAGAGACUUAUUAUCACAAUUGUCCCUGUAAGAUAAGGUACAUACUGUAAAUGAUGUUAAACCAGUAAAAAUCCCUGGGAUACCUGUCAUUGUUACCAAUGAACUUAUAAGCAGUCAUCAAAAGUCCUUUUAGGGCAGAAACUGUUGGUAUCCAUAGUAUGUUGUAUUGAUUUUGCAUUUACAGUAAUGACCAAAGGGUGGCUCCCUGUACCUAUGUAUGAACCAGAAUAACAGAUGUAAGAUAAAGAAAGGUUAAACAUUUUUCUCUACAGUACUAACAUACUCAGAGUAUGUUUUCUCUCUAAUCAACUUAGAGUCUGUUUUAGUGUAAUUAUGUCUUUUUUAUACCGAAAGAAGGGUGGAAUUUGGAUAAGGAGUCUGGAUUUUGUGAACUACUUGGGUAACGCAUCCACAUCUUUAAACUUGCUAUCCCAAUUAUGCAUUCUUUGUGAUUUUUUUUUCUAAAGCCAAUAGCCAUUAUCAAUAACAUGUGUUAUGUCCUAAGUAUAUCAGUAUUUUCUUAAGUAAGUUUCAGUUUCUUUAUUUUAAUUAGAAGGCUUUCAUUUCUGAAAUACAGACUGUUCAUCUUCUAUAAAAGAAAAUGAAUCACUGCAAUUACUGUCUCUUUCUAGUGGAAGGCGGAUUAGUCAAUAUCCAGUUUUAGAGUAUCCAGUUAUAUUCUGUACGUUUUCAACUAAUAUAAGCUUUGAUAGGAGAGAAGAGUGUUCAGCUCUUGAGCAUUUUCUGUUUGACGGUACUUGUACCAUUAUUUAAGAUUUAACAAUAGUUGUGAACUCUCUGAAUCCUCAUUCCCUCACAUCAUUUUCUGUUUGGAGUUUAUGAUUAUUUGAUCUGCUGUUGAUUUUCCACUGUCUGAUAUUUUCCAGAUGUUUCUAAGGAUGAGCCUUACGAUAAGACACCCUUUAUGAAUAAUUUUCUGAAAUUAAAAUAAUAUACUUUUCCCCAA